AUGAAGUAUUAUUUCAUAUUUACCAUCAUACUCGCAAUCUGUCAUGCUUUACAGGAUGAUAAUAUAAAAUUGGGUGCGCACACAGAUAUGUUUCAAACAACCAAUAGAACAUUUGAAUUAAAUACUGACGGCGCAGAUAUGAAUUUAAAAUUAUUGCAAUUGGUGUCGAGCAUUUGUGGAUUAAUAUCAUCUAUAUAUCAUUUAUUUACGGAUGGUGAAAUAACUCGCAAAAUUACCCCCGUUAGGACAAGCACAAACAUUCACAAUAUUACACUCAAUGGUACCCAAUGGGAAUAUGCAUGGUCUUCACAGUCGAUGUGUGUAACGUAUGACAGUUUUGCAGUUGAUGAAGCCAUGCAAACUAUAUUGAAUUUCUGUAUUGAUGAAUAUAGUUACAACAUUACUCUCGCAAUGUGUAUCAUUAUUGAUCUACCUGAUAUUUGUUCAUAUGAGAUAAGAUUACAAAGAAAGACAGAUAUUGCAUUGAAAAUACGAAAACCGUUUGAAAAUAUAUGGAAUAUAAGGUGUAAUGGAUAUGGUAAUCAACAUAUAACAUAUGUAGGUGGAUUAUGCUACCCUAGUGACAGCAACUAA
This is a messenger RNA of Maudiozyma saulgeensis, 594 nucleotides long. NCBI's taxonomy places the organism in Eukaryota, Fungi, Ascomycota, Saccharomycetes, Saccharomycetales, Saccharomycetaceae. The record is from the annotation of a GenBank genome assembly.